AAUCUUCAUCAUCUCUAAACACCACCAAGAAAUCAUCUUUUGUCUUCCAUUCCUUCACAAAGGAGUUAGCAUUCAAGGUGAGGAGCACCUUGGGAGAACAUAGAUCAAAGAAGCUAAGGAGAAAGACAACGAUCGAGAAUUUUUGCAAAGAAUGAUUGAAUAUUCUUUCACACAUAAACAACUCAAGGAAAGGGAGAAUGAAAUCAGAAUAAGAAGCAAGAGAACAUGGCAAAAGUAGAAAGAAAAGCAAGAGAACAUGGCAAAAGUAGCUUGGACAAGAUAAAGAAAGAAAAGCAAGAGCAUGGAAUAAAGAAUGAUUCAUAAAGAAUGAUAAAAAAACCAAACUUUGCUUUGUGAAUAUACAUUGAUUCAGCUUGCAAUUGUUCACAUGGAAUGUCCCUUGAAAGUAUGACUAAACAAUGCAAGAGAAGCAUGGGCAAACAAAAGACAUGAGCUGUCCAAGGGAGGAAAUUUUCGGCCACAAUACAAGGCUGGAAAGUUCAAGCAUUCAGCUUGAGUUUUUGGGAUGUUCUUGCUGCCCUUGAGUAGUUUAUCAUACUAUGAUUGAUGAUGACUCACUCCUUUGAUGAAAAGGAAGACAAGGGUUCAUAAAUGAGCUGGUUGCAAGGUUGGAAAAGCUCUUCAAAUGCUAAAAAACUCAAGCUGAAACCGUGGGGACCUUGAGCUGUUUUCUUGGCCAGCUUUGUUUAAUUAAAUGAGAGGAAUCACAUGGCUUUGAACAACUCAGAAGAAGGACAUGAAAAGGUCUCCCAAACACCCUAUAAAUAGAGCAUUUGGCUCCUCAUUGAAAGCAUCUUGGUGCUAGCUUGUAACACUUACAUUUUUAGUCCUAAAUCUUGUUCUUUACUCUUGUUCCUUUCUUUAUUUUGAGUUCUCUAUCCUUAGGGGCUGAAUGGAUACUUGUUUGAACCCUCUAAAUUAGUUCCAUGAUUCUAGAAACUCAUCAAGAGCAAGAAGGAUUCAGAUUCAUCUCUUAAUCUCAAUUGUCCUUUUUGUGUCCUGGUAGGGAAGCAUGGAAGAUUCGAGCUAGAGUCAUCAGGAAGUGGGAGAUGGCUUCUGCUUCUGAACCUUCUAAGCCAUAUGCUUUUCAACUUGUCUUGAUUUGAUUCUGAGGGUUGUAAAAUAAAGGCCAAUGUUAAGAAGUAUCUGAUGAGUAAAUUUCAAAGGGAAAUAGUUGAAGGAAAUGUCUAUAAAGUCACACAUUUCACUGUUGUGGACAAUGAUGGUGGAUAUCGUGCUACUCAGCAUGAGUACAAAGUUAUCUUCAAUAGCAAGACAAAGCUUCAAAUUGAUCAGUGUGAUAUGAUUCCUAGGCAUGGUUUAACAUUGAAGGAUACAUCUGAAGUUAAGAUUACUAUGGGGGAGUCUGACUUCUUAAUAGAUAUUAUCGGAUUGGUCACAGCUGUGUCUGAAGAACAAAAAUAUCCAAAGGGUGGAAAUGUUACUAGAAAAAUUGAAAUGGAAAUUACUGAUGACAAGGGAAAGAUAAAGAUGGCUUUGAUUGGAAAGUAUGCUGAUAGUGUGAAAGGUUUCCUUGCUACUCAUGGGGUUGGACUUCCUGUGAUUGUUGUCCAAUUUGCCAAAAUUAAGACAUAUAAAGGAGAAGUUGUUAUUCAGAAUGGUAUGCAAGCUACCAAGCUAUUUUGGAAUGUUGAUAUUCCAGAAGUUGCUACUUUUUGUGAUGGUAUUGCAUUACAUGGGCUUGAUCCUUAUCUUCCUAUUGGACAAAUUGGUGGUGGAUUUCGGAAUGUUCCUGCCAAUGAAGAGUUUAUUACCAUGUAUCCUAGGAAGAGUAUUGUGGAGUUGCAUGAUACAGCUGAGCAUGGUUUGUUUAUAGUCCUAGCAAAGAUUCAAUCAUUACAUGAUGGGGAGAAGUGGUGGUACGCAAGUUGCCGCUGCCGCAAAGCUGUUACUAUUGAGGAAUGUCUUUACUAUUGUUCUUCUUGCUGCACUCAUGUCACUGAGGUUACUCCCAGAUUUCGCUUGAAGGUGAAUGUUUCAGAUGGUGAUGAGGCUGCAACUUUUGUGUUAUUUGACACAGAUUUUCAGAAUAUCAUUAAGAAGACUUGCAGAGAGUUAGUUUUAUGCUCAAAGGGGAAAUCUGUUGAUGAAUAUCCUGAUGAUCUAAUGGCACUUUUUGGAAAGGAAUUCCUUUUCAAGGUUGAGAAGUUAAAUGAUCAUGGACUGAAGUAUGAUGAUUCAUACAAAGUCAAGAAAAUUUGUGAGGAUAUGGAUGUCAUUGACAUUUUCAAUGAUAAGAACAACACUGCAACCCUAACUAAGUUCAUUACUGAUCCAUUUUCCUCAAAUUCAUCAUCUGAUGACAAAGAACCUCUGUUUAGUCAAAACUCUAUUGGUUGUUCUAUUGUCUUCUGUUCCUGAAACAAAUGUUUCUCUUGAUGCCCUGUCUCCAUUUGAAAGUCCAACAGUCACUUCUGUGCUUGCCAACCCAGACACUGAAGGUGGAAGUAUGUCCAGACCUCCAAGGAAGAAGAGGUUGGUCCAAGUGAAGGCUGAAAAGUGAAGCUCUUUAUAAUGGACAUCUUAGGUUUAUAUGGUUGUUUGAUUUGGUUCAUAUCCAAUCUUAUUUUGUAGCUCUAAGUAUUAACAAGUUCCAAACACAUUUACCUCAAUGUUGUGUUUGUCUAUUAGAUAAGAUUAGAUGUCCAUUUUAUGGUAUGGUGAGGUUUAUAACCUCUAUUUGUAAGACAUGU
Molecule: messenger RNA, 2735 nt
Organism: Lotus japonicus
Lineage: Eukaryota; Viridiplantae; Streptophyta; Magnoliopsida; Fabales; Fabaceae
Exons: 12
Coding region: 1171-2403 (410 amino acids)
Biological process (GO): DNA repair; DNA replication; DNA recombination
Cellular component (GO): nucleus
Molecular function (GO): DNA binding
Source: RefSeq, a predicted model, not a curated record